Molecule: messenger RNA, 1927 nt
Organism: Pan troglodytes (chimpanzee)
Lineage: Eukaryota; Metazoa; Chordata; Mammalia; Primates; Hominidae
Gene: DHRSX
Product: dehydrogenase/reductase X-linked
Exons: 7
Coding region: 25-954 (309 amino acids)
Biological process (GO): positive regulation of autophagy
Cellular component (GO): extracellular region
Molecular function (GO): oxidoreductase activity
Source: RefSeq, a predicted model, not a curated record
GGCGGCGGCGCGGCCGGGGCAGCCAUGUCGCCAUUGUCUGCGGCGCGGGCGGCCCUGCGGGUCUACGCGGUAGGCGCCGCGGUGAUCCUGGCGCAGCUGCUGCGGCGCUGCCGCGGGGGCUUCCUGGAGCCAGUUUUCCCCCCACAACCUGACCGUGUUGCUAUAGUGACGGGAGGGACAGAUGGCAUUGGCUAUUCUACAGCGAAGCAUCUGGCGAGACUUGGCAUGCAUGUUAUCAUAGCUGGAAAUAAUGACAGCAAAGCCAAACAAGUUGUAAGCAAAAUAAAAGAAGAAACCUUGAACGACAAAGUGGAAUUUUUAUACUGUGACUUGGCUUCCAUGACGUCCAUCCGGCAGUUUGUGCAGAAGUUCAAGAUGAAGAAGAUUCUUCUCCAUGUCCUGAUCAACAAUGCUGGGGUGAUGAUGGUCCCUCAGAGGAAAACCAGAGAUGGAUUCGAAGAACAUUUCGGCCUGAACUACCUAGGGCACUUCCUGCUGACCAACCUUCUCGUGGAUACGCUGAAAGAGUCUGGGUCCCCUGGCCACAGCGCGAGGGUGGUCACCGUCUCCUCUGCCACCCAUUACGUCGCUGAGCUGAACAUGGACGACCUUCAGAGCAGUGCCUGCUACUCACCCCACGCAGCCUACGCCCAGAGCAAGCUGGCCCUUGUCCUGUUCACCUACCACCUCCAGCGGCUGCUGGCGGCUGAGGGAAGCCACGUGACCGCCAACGUGGUGGACCCCGGGGUGGUCAACACGGACCUCUACAAGCACGUGUUCUGGGCCACCCGUCUGGCGAAGAAGCUUCUCGGCUGGUUGCUUUUCAAGGCUCGCAGGAUGUUCGUUCACAGCUUCCACCUGAAGGACCACGUGGCCUCUCAUCAACGAUGCGACAUCACUAGCCAGAGUUCUCGAAACGGCAACAUGCUUGUGGAGGCGUGCAACGCUGCAUGAAGGAACCCACAGAUGAGGACCGGUGACCUCAUUUGGUAACGUGGACAGAAGGUGGCAAUGACUUGAGAGGGAGGGCUUCCCUCCACAUCGGAUAACCGAGGAGCAAAAGAUGGAGGAGGAAUCCAGCAGUGCAGGAUGUCUGCGCCGGAAGGCAGCUUCGGAAUCAGCCAGGUCAAGAGACGGUCGACAGAACCACCUAGAGAGAGAAACAAGGUUUAAUCACACCUGCUGUUUUCCACCUGCGUGACCCUGCACAGGUUAUUAAACCACCCCAGGCACCAGUUUUCCAUUCUGUGCUGGGGUAACAACAAAUACCCCUAAGUUAUGAGAAUAAAAUCAGAGCAACUGCUCAACAUUGUGGUUGCCAGCCAGGCGCGGUGGCUCACGCCUGUCAUCCCAGCACUUUGGAAGGCAGACGCAGGUGGCUCACAUGAGGUCAGGAGUUCGAGACCAGCCUGACCAACUUGGUGAAACCCUGUCUCUACUAAAAACACACAAAUUAGCUGAGCGUGUUGGUGCGUGCCUGUAAUCCCAGCUACUCGGGAGGCUGAGACAGGAGAAUCGCUUGAACCCAGGAGGCGGAGGUUGCAGUGAGCCGAGAUCUUGCCACUGCAUUGCAGUCUGGGUGACAGAGCAAGACUCUGUCUCAAACACAAACAAACAAGAAAGAUUGUGGUUGCCAUGGUCAAAUUCUAGUGGAACCUAUUCUCUUUAGUGAGACAGAAGCAACAAAAGAGACUGGCUAAGUUAUUUGAGAUCACAGAGCUGGACUUGGGUCAACACAUCCCAAGCCUUUUUGCAAAGUUCAAAGAAGCGUUGUUGCCCCAGACGACACUCUAGGAAAACAGACGCACCACUGGAGCAGAAGUCAGGAGGCAGGAGCUGCUUUGGACCAAAGAUGAGGGAUUGUAUUGUGGUUUUGUUGAAUUUCAAGAGGCCAAAUAUAACCACCCAAUUUGUAUUAUGUUACAGA